Molecule: messenger RNA, 4582 nt
Organism: Nothobranchius furzeri (turquoise killifish)
Lineage: Eukaryota; Metazoa; Chordata; Actinopteri; Cyprinodontiformes; Nothobranchiidae
Gene: cast
Product: calpastatin
Cellular component (GO): cytoplasm
Molecular function (GO): calcium-dependent cysteine-type endopeptidase inhibitor activity
Source: RefSeq, a predicted model, not a curated record
GGAGGGCGGAGCACAAGUUUUUCACCACUAGGCAUGUAUGCCCUUGUGUUUGUGUGUGUGUUUAUGUGUGCUUGUGUGUGCAUGGGGUUUGCUUGACACUCAGAAGGAACUGGAGCGAGAGAUCAGGUUCCUAGGAGAACAUCUUGUUGGAAAAAACAGCAGCAGAGGGGAGAGCCACAGUCAGACCGAUGUCGGAGACGAGCCAAGCACCACCCAAACCGGCAGCUCAGGUCUCCACCGUGAAGCCUGCAGAGUUUGAGAAGGCCCCAUUAGGAGCAGCCAUGACUACAAAGCCUGGGGUAGUUACCACAGCAACAGCCACGGGGAGUGGCAUGGAGGCAGGAGGAACUGCUAAAGUUGAAGCAGCAGGAAAGGCUUCACCCAAAGCCAAAGCAGAGACGGCUCCAACCUCCCAAGCCAAAGUGACCUCCACGGUUCCUUCUCCUGCUGCUGGAAAAGCUGCCUCUGCUGCAGUAACCAAACCUGCAGAUGCAUCCAAGAGUUCCACUGCCACCACAACUGUCAAAGCUGAUGCACCUAAAGCUGAUUCUGGUAAAACGUCAAAGCCAGCUGCAGCUGGAAAUGUGUCAGUGCAAGGGAAGAAAGAGGAUGCAAAGACAACACAAACAAAGGUGCAGGUGGAGGUUGCUCCAGCAGCAGCAAAAGUAGCCAAAGAGGCUUCGGUUGAUGACCCAUUUGCCGCCCUGGGGGAGACUCUAGCAUCGGCUGAUCCUGUCACACCCAAACAGCCUGUUUACACCGGGCCAGAGGUCCAUGAGCAUGAAGUCACCUCUGAGAAGGGUCACAAGUGUGGGGAGAGAGACGACACGCUGCCCCCGGGGUACAGAUUUGAUAAAACGGCCCCAGCUCCUGCAGAUGCUAAACCCAAAGAUGUUCCUAAGCCUAUGAGUAAUGAUGAGGCUCUGGAAUCACUUUCCUCUGGUUUCAUGAUGUCCAGUCCUCCACCUGGAGCCAAAGAGCAGAAAGUUGAGAAGUCUGCAGCAGCUGCUUCUGUGGCCGUGAGUCCCACUCCUCCUGCUGAUAAAAAACCCAGGAUGGAGAAAACCUCUGAUGUGUCUCCGAAGGCGGCGACCCCUCCUGCUGCCUCUACGAAAGCCGCCCCUCCUGUAGCCGUGUGUCCGGCGCCUCCUGCUGAUAAAAAGGCUAAAAUAGACACAAGUGCAGCUGAUUUCUCUCUUGAAGCUGCAGUUUCAGCCAAACCAGCCAACACUCAGCUCAAGUCUGACAAGAAAGUGGAGUCUGGAGCCGAUAAAACCACCAAAGGAGCGAAAUCUGCUGCUGCAUCUAAACCCAAGGUGGAAAAGGGGGACUCCAUGUCCGAUGCUCUCAGCGCUCUCGGCGACUUGCUGCCAGAAAACAAACCUGAACCGGAGUCUCCUAAAGUCAGACCUGAAGACGUGGUCUCGGAGGACAAACUCAAGAAGGAGAAGGGCAUGCGGGUGGGAGAGAGAGAGGACUCACUUCCUCCAGAUUACAGAUUUAAGGAGGAGGAUCUCAAAAAACACCCUGCUCCUGAGCCGGAGCCCACCAUUGGGACCGGAGAAGCUCUGGACUUUUUAUCUGGGGACUUCACCACUCCUUCAUCAGCACCUGCCAUCCAGGCUCCUGUUGUCACCCCCUCAGCUGCUCCUGCGCAGAAAGCUCCGCCCCCUCCUGCUACGGACAAGAAAGCCAAGAAAACGGAUAAAGGAUCUGAGGAGUUCUCUCUGGAGGCUGGUCUGUCUGCUGCCAGUGCUCAGAAAGUGGAGUCUGGAGUUCCUCCUGGAGCUGAUAAAACCACUAAAGGAGAGAAAUCUGCUGCUACAGCUAAACCCAAGAUGGAAAAGGGGGACUCCAUGUCCGAUGCUCUCGGUGCUCUUGGCGACUUGCUGCCAGAAAACAAACCAGAACCGGAGUCUCCUAAACUCAGAUCUGAGGAUGUGAUCUCGGAGGCCAAAGUCAAGAAGGAGAAGGGCAUGCGGGUGGGAGAGAGAGAGGACUCACUUCCUUCAGAUUACAGAUUUAAGGAGGAGGAUCUCAAAAAGCACCCUGCUCCUGAGAAGGAGCCCACCAUGGACAGCGGAGAGGCUCUGGACUUUUUGUCUGGAGACUUUACGACCUCCUCUACUGCUCCUGCUGUCCAGGCUCCUGCUGUCACCUCCUCAGCUGCUCCUGCUCAGGUGAAAGUGGAGAACGUCUCUGCUCUGGAUGUCCUCUCUGGAGAUUUUGUGGCUCCAUCUAAAUCUUCUGGAGUUCAGGCUACUGCCCCUCCUUCAGACAAACAUCCAGAGCAGAAGCAUCAAUCCACAGCUGCAGUCAAACACACGGAAGCCACCAAAGCAGAGACGGGCGGCUCCCUCCCUCUAGAUGCUCUCAGUGCUCUUGGAGACACUUUAGCUCUAGAUGAACCAAAGAAACCAGAGUCGCCCAAACUCCGACCUGAAGACAUCGUCUCGGAGGGCACCGUCAUAAAGGAGAAAGGCGUGUUUGUAGGUGAAAGAGAAGACUCUCUUCCUCCAGCCUACAGGUUUAACAAGGAGGAGCUGAACCAACUGCCUCCUCCAGAACCCGAGCCCACCAUGGAGACCGGAGACGCUCUGGACUUUUUGUCUGGAGACUUUGUGGCCUCUUCUACAGCUCCUGCUGUCCAGGCUCCUGUUGUUGCCUCCUCAGCUGCUCCUGCUCAGGACUGUGACGAUGCUCUGAAUGCUCUGGCUGGAGAUUUUGUUGCCUCCACUGUUGCUGCUGCAGUGAAAUCCGCACCUUCCACAGGUGCCGGUGCAGGUGCACAGGCUCAGCUUACUGAGAGCAGCGCUCUCGACGCUCUGUCCGACACAUUAAAAGACAUCACACCCGCCCCACAGCCCACCCCGCCUCCUGCUAAAGACCUCGUUAAGGAGAAGAAGGCUGUGGAGGAGAAGCUGGUGAAGAUGGGAGAAAGAGACAACUCGCUGCCUCCAGAGUACCGGCCCACAGAGGAGGACCUAAAGAAAUUUAAAGAAGCUAAGAAGAAUGAGCCACCAACGCCUACAAAGGACAAGAUGGACGACAAAAUGGCACUGGACCUGCUGUCUGAUGACUUCACUGCUGCUCCUCAGCCAACUGCUCCCACCGCCUCCUGCACAACAAAGCUGGAGCUCGACUCGGAGUCCCUAAAGCCGAUGGCCCCUCCCGUGCUUCCACACGCUCUGGAGUCCAAGUCUAGUGUAGAAAAGCCAAAGGGCAAGAGCAAGUCCAAAUCAAAGUCUAAAGCACAGAAGACUGAAGCUGCAGCAGAUCCAUGUGAUACCAAAGUGCCGUCAGCUCCUCUAAGCAAAGACGUCGUGCCAAAAUCCACAGCGAAGGGUGGGAAGUGCUAGUCGACUCGGUUGUGGGUGUAAUUUGUCCCCCAGACCACUGGGAUGCAUCGCUGAGAGAGCUGCUUUUUGGAUUACUUUAUUUUUCUAACUUGUCAAGAAUGUAAGCAGAACGACCGGCGGACUUGGACCUCCCCACCAACUCGACACACACGCAUAAACAGACCUUCCAGCAGCCCCUCUUUCUUUAAAUCUUUAAUUUUGUCACGUUCCAAGAUGGGAAACGUUUGAUUUUCGUCAUUGGAGAAAAUAAACACAAACUUUUCACAAAACAAGACGACUGUGAUGAAAGAGCAAAAAAAAAAAAGGUUCGGGAAAACGUGAAUAAAUAUUGAUAAGAGCUGAAAGUCCUGCAUCUCCACAUCAGCCGGCGUUCUCCAGCGACACACAAACAUCUGGACACUUGGUGGUGUUGGGUGGAGCGAUGGGGGCUUUUCUGUCACGUUGUGGUUCUGAUGCUGAUGAGACACUAGUGUACAGCUGUGUUGACGUAUAUUCUAAUCAUAGUUUACAUUAAAUACACGGAGGGUCUCCAGUCGGCUCGACUGAGUCGGAAAGCUUUUCUGCAAAUUCUUUUUUCCUUUUGUGUUGGCGGCCUUAUAUUAAACAAAUCCUUGCAUUCAGAAGUGCACUUAGAGAAACCAGGGGUUUACAGAUGUUUUGUGAUCUGCCACUCUUCGUAAGCUGUAAAAAUACGUUUGCUCUACUGAAAACGACACUGUAUCGUUCACAAAGGGCUGUUGCUUCCAACUGUGGCCAGAAAUCAGAAAAUAAUUCCUAGUGUUGGUUUUCUGUGGGAAAACUUCUACUUCAGGAAAACUAGCUAAAUUAUAAUAAUAAAGAAAAAGGAAAAAAAAACUAAUUUUGUGUAUGAAAACUCGCUGUCUUCUUAAAAGGUGUAAGGGAGCGUGUGUGUGUGUGUGUGUGUGUGUGUGUGUGUGUGUGUGUGUGUGUGUGUGUGUGUGUGUGUGUGUGUGUGUGUGUGUGUGUGUGUGUGUGUGUGUGUGUGUGUGUGUGUGUGUGUGUGUGUGUGUGUGUGUGUGUGUGUGUGUGUGUGUGUGUGUGAGAGUUUGUUUUUCUGCUCCUAACAUGUUUUAACUUUUUGUUUCUGCAUGCGGUUGAAGCAGCCCACUUCCUUUUGUCUCUAGAGGGUCGUAAAACAAGCGAAAACCUAAAUGUGGAGCCGGUUUUCUCUGUGGAACAGAAUAAAAUGAUGAUGAACAUAA